Messenger RNA from Leptopilina heterotoma, 2154 nucleotides. It is a transcript of the gene TRAM, whose product is annotated as translocating chain-associated membrane protein 1. Bases 179 to 1324 code for a protein of 381 amino acids. The transcript is spliced from 7 exons. The record is from RefSeq and is a predicted model, not a curated record. Gene Ontology annotation, biological process: SRP-dependent cotranslational protein targeting to membrane, translocation; protein insertion into ER membrane. Gene Ontology annotation, cellular component: endoplasmic reticulum membrane. NCBI's taxonomy places the organism in Eukaryota, Metazoa, Arthropoda, Insecta, Hymenoptera, Figitidae.
AUUGUAUUUCGUAUUUGUGUCUUCGUCAGUGAGACUUCAUCGUGUGAUACGUUACUCUUUGAAGGCACGGAAGGCACGUAAGCACUUGACUUGACCACAUUACACAGACGGUCAGUGUCAACUAGAAUAGAGAAGAAGAUUUUUUUCCAACAGUUUAAAAUAAAGUCUCCCUUUAAAAAUGGUCACAGUUAAAGGGCGUAAAACAUCAAAUAAGAAUCCACCGAUUCUCAGUCAUGAAUUUAUCAUUCAGAAUCAUGCUGACAUUGUAUCCUGUGUGGCUAUGGUCUUCGUUGUGGGUCUCAUGGUGCAGGUAACAUCACCAUGGGCCUAUAAUUUUAUUGCAAUUCAUCACAAUGCAACGACAGCAGUCCCAGAAUCUCCAGAUGGUCCCAUUUUACCGUUAAAAUAUACAACUGGUUGGAAAGAUGUUUGCGCUGUAUUUUUCUACUUUCUUAUAACAAUUGUUAUGCAUGCCGUUAUUCAAGAAUAUAUUUUUGACAAAAUCUCCAAACGUUUUCAUUUAAGCAAGAGUAAACAUUCGAAAUUUAAUGAAUCCUGUCAAUUAAUUACAUUUUACGUAUUGUCUGCUGCUUGGGGUAUCGACAUUAUAAUGAGAGACAAUCUUUUGUUGAACAUCUCUUCUCUAUGGGAAAGCUAUCCAGGAGUUAUGUCAUUUUCUCUAAAAUUAUUCUUCAUCGGUCAAUUGGCUUAUUGGCUUCAUAGCUAUCCUGAACUCUACUUCCAACGGGCGAAAAAAGAAGAAAUUUUACCAAGAAUUGUUUUAGCAACUUUUGGACUUUUCUUUUCCGCUGCCGCUUAUGUUCUCAACUUCCAACAUGUAGGUGUAAUUCUCUUCGUACUACACUAUGUAGGAGAAGCUCUUCAACAUGGAGCUCGUCUCAUACAUUUUGUGUCGCACAACGAAAAAACAACGCAAUUGGCAUUCUUAGUGGCAAAUGCGGCCUUUAUUUUCGCAAGACUCGCAACUGUGGCUUUAAGUGGUCUAGUAUUUUUCUAUGGACUAGGACAAAUUGAAAGGUCACUUGAUUUCGCAACUGGAAAGUUUAAUAUUCAAGCAGUGCAAUAUGGAGCUCUUGGUGCAAUUUUACUUUUCCAAGCCUACCUCUUUUACAGUUUUAUCAAAAGACAAAUGAAAUUCACACGUGAAAAUAAGACGCCUGUUGUCUCGAAAGCUAAAUCAAAACAAAAGCCAAGGAAGAAGGAUGCGAAAGAUGGCAAAAAGUCCGAGGACGAUGACUUGCCAGAAGUUGAUCAAGCAACAAAGAAAAAUUUGAGAACCCGAUAUUCAGCGAAAGCAAAAUAAAUGUUAUGGUGAUAUUAACUGUAGUUUUUAAAGGCUGACGACUCUAUAAAUAUAUAGUUUAUAAACCAGCUGCAGGUCCUGAUGGAUAAAAAGUACAAAGUCUCAGGACGAAAUCAAAUUAUUUUUUUUUAUAUAUAUAAAUAUUAUUAGAUUCCUUGACGCAAAUUUAAAAAAAAAUGUAUAAUAUCACGCAAGCAGCUGUACAAUGAAAAGAUGAGUCUAAUUUUAAAUCUCAGGAAGAAAAGAAAGAAGAAGAAGAAGAAGAAGAAGAAGAAGAAGAAAAAUUGCACUCUUAUACGCAAGUGCUAAUUUUGUAUUUUAACGAUGAUAAUUAUUGGAAAGGGAGUGAAAUUUUUAUAAAGCUUGACGCAAUAAGAAAAAAAAGGAAGAUUUUUUAUCAAAACAAAAAAGAAAUGAGUUCUUUCGAAGAGAAGGAAUUUUUUUUAUAGAAAGUUACAAUGAUUAUAAAUAGUUUUGAGAGGCGAGAUUUUUUUUAUAUGUUAUAAAGAAAUUUUUGAAAGAAAAAAUAAUUCAGAAAAGAGUGUGUAUUAUGAGGAUUUAGAUUGAAACUAUAUAUUAUACAAAACAAUUUAUAUUUUUGUCUACAGAUAAUGUUUAGACUUGAGAUACUUGAGAGAUUGUAUUAUAAGAUUAAAUUAUUUAAAUAAUUUUAGACGAAUUUAGCAAAUGAGAGCUAUUGAUUGAAAGAGCUGAUUAAAUUAGUCAAUUUUUUUAUUUUUAUUCAAUUAUUUUCAAUGAUGAUGUAUUUCUCUAUUCAAUGUAAGUCUAGUUUUUAAAAUAAAACUUUUAUCCUGGUUGGAACAAAUUUA